UGUUUUUAAUGAUUUAUAAUCCCAAUCUAAAUGUUUAUAAUGAUUUAUAAUCCCACUCUCAAUGUUAAUUGUGAUUUAUAAUCCCACUUUUAGUGUUUAUAAUUGUCAGGGAGCACCCUGCUACGUCUCCCGUGCACGCCCCGCCCACUAGGAGCUCCUCACCAGCAUACUAACCACACACACCUGACACUCAUCUACACACUCAUUUCACUGCCUAUACAAACACUCACGUCACUCACUCUCCCUGUCCUUUAUUAUCGGUAUUGCUUCCGGAGUUACGCCGAGUGGAUUACUCAUUUACCCAUUAGGCUCUCCUCCCCUGAUCCGGAACCAAUGCAGCUGGGUUCGCAGAGGUUGUCCCGUAGGGAGAGGAAUGGCCGUCUGGCAGCUGGAAGAUGCCUGUAUUGUGGGAGACCAGGCCACUCUCUCUCGAGAUGCCCUACUAGUCCUUCAUGUCCUGAGUCGACUCCGGCUCAGCAGGGAACUUCAUCUCCCAGGCCUGCCUCGACUGCGUACUGCUCCCCAGAGAGAGGAGCCCCCAGGACCUAGCGGUCCAAACCAUCCAGGGGUGUCCACUGAGCCAGGGUUGGGUGAAGCACUGUGCACCGAUCAUCACGCUGCAGGUGACCCCGCAGUGCCUGCCCAGCCGGAGGUCAUAGACCAGCCCGGGGUUUAUGCUGUUUGGGACAUCUUGGACUCCUGUCGGCACCGGGGUCGCCUCGAAUACCUGGUGGACUGGGAGGGGUACGGCCCGGAGGAGCGUGCCUGGGUGGCCUGUCAGGUCGUGAUGGACCCUGCGCUGCUGGCAGACUUCCACACUGUGCAUCCUGGCCGCCCGGCACCCUAUGCCAGGGGCAGGCUUUGUCGCAGCUUUGGGGCGUCGGGUGCCACCCCUGGGGGAGGGGGUGGUGUCAGGGAGCACCCUGCUAUGUCUCCCGUGCGCGCCCUGCCCACUAGGAGCUCCUCACCAGCAUACUAACCACACACACCUGACACUCAUCUACACACUCAUUUCACUGCCUAUACAAACACUCACGUCACUCACUCUCCCUGUCCUUUAUUAUUGGUAUUGCUUCCGGAGUUACGCCGAGUGGAUUAUUCACUGAUUCCAGCCCCGUGCCGCACUUCUCCUAAACGCGCACGUUUCCUUUCUUCCACGGACUGCCUCUCGUCAGCUCAGGACAUUGUGGGCUGCGCCCUCAGAGCACACCACCGGAUUAUUCCUGCAUUUUCUGCAGAUAUUUGUGUUGGCUUAGCCUAGUUUGUUUAUUAUUAAACUUUGUUUGCUGCUUCUUCGGCUUCUGCCUCCAUUUCCGCAUAACAAUAAUGAUUUAUAAUCCCA
Molecule: messenger RNA, 1342 nt
Organism: Tachysurus fulvidraco (yellow catfish)
Lineage: Eukaryota; Metazoa; Chordata; Actinopteri; Siluriformes; Bagridae
Product: chromo domain-containing protein cec-1-like
Exons: 3
Coding region: 374-979 (201 amino acids)
Source: RefSeq, a predicted model, not a curated record